Molecule: messenger RNA, 6540 nt
Organism: Pygocentrus nattereri (red-bellied piranha)
Lineage: Eukaryota; Metazoa; Chordata; Actinopteri; Characiformes; Serrasalmidae
Product: GTPase IMAP family member 8-like
Exons: 6
Coding region: 195-3485 (1096 amino acids)
Molecular function (GO): GTP binding
Source: RefSeq, a predicted model, not a curated record
UCAAUAAACCCUUCAACAAGGACUUUUAUUGUGAAACACAGUUUUAGGCCACUAAACCAGGGAGACUGGAAGACGGGGUUAUGCUGAGGGAGUCGCAGUGAGAGGGUCUCCCACUCUGGUCGUGUUCAGUUUGGAAGCCCACCCUCUUUUUUUCUUAGGAAUUUCUUGACUUUCAGUUCGACAGCAGCCACAGAAUGCCGUCGUGGUCUGGUCUAACACACUUUUCUUGGAGGAGGAUUCUAUAUGCACUUUACCCAUUUUCAUCAUGCUUUCGGAGUACAGGGAGUACAGAUGAACCUCAGGAGAUUUCUGAUCUGAGGAUUGUUCUGCUGGGCAAGAACAGCUCAGAGAUCAGCAGAGCAGGAAACUCCAUCCUGAACAGAGAUGCAUUUGAUGCUGAAGCUCCUCCUCCUUCAAUAGAGCAGCACAGUGAGAGAGCCAGAGGAAAUGUGGAGGGAAGAUACAUCACCCUCAUCAACACUCCUCACCUAUUUGAUCCUGACCUGUCUGUGUAUCAGAUCACAGUGCGGAUUAAAGAAUGCAUGUCUCUAUGUUCUCCUGGACCUCAUGGUGUUGUGCUGGUUCUACAGCCAGAUGACUUCACUGAGAAAGACAACAUCCGAAUGGAUCACAUCCUCAGCUCUCUGUCUGAGGAGGCCCAUAAAUACACCCUGGUGCUGACCACACAGAACAAAGACACUGGAGCCAGUGCAGGUCCAGUUCAGGAGAACAUCAUACAGAAAGUCAUCACAAAAUACAGGAACAGACAUUUAGAGCUGAGUAAUUGUUGUCAUGCUUCUUUUGUUGAAAUGAUAGAAAGGAUAGUUGAAGAGAACAGAGGGAGCCUUAACUGUCAGGAGUUUGAGGAGGCUCCAAUUUUUUUGGAACCGAAAAGGUCUGAGCGAAAAACAGAAGUGGAACACUAUUAUCAUAGAGAAGGCUUAAGGCAAGAAGAAGCAGAACUACAAGAGUAUGACUUAACAGAACUGGAAGAACAUGAGGAGACAACACAACUGCAUUCAAAUGGAUAUGAUCAAACAGAACAGCUAUGGUUUGAAGAUGAUCUGCCUAAGCAGAAGAAAAGUAGAACUCUUUUGUCUAAACAUUUUAGUGCAUCUAAACCAAGAUUGAACAUAGUUCUACUUGGGAGUGAACACAAAGCAAAGACUUCAAUAUCUAAACUUCUACUUGGUAAAAAGUUCUCAACACCUCACCAGAGGGUGAAACAGAAGUCUAGCUCUCUGUGUGUGAAGAAGGAGAGAGAAGUGUGUGGAUGUCUGGUCACUCUGGUGGAGAUGCCAGCUCUCUACAAUACUCAGUUCUCAGAGGAGGAAGUGAUGCAGAAGGCUUUCCACUGUGUCUCUGUCUGUGAUCCUGGAGUUCAUGCCUUUCUCAUAGUCAUUUCUGAAGAUCGCCUCACUGAUGAAGACAAGGGAGAAAUAGAGAUGAUCCAGAGAAUCUUCAGCUCAAGACUCAACAAGAACACUAUAGUGCUGAUCAGCCAGCAACCUCAGAGCAAAGAACUAGAUGAUGAUGUUAAGACAGUAAUAAAGGCUUUUGGUGGACAAUUCAAAUUUGUUGACAGUGAAACAGAUGCAACACAGCUGAUUAAAUGUUUGAAGGUACUUCAUAAAGAGAGCAGAGGGAGUCUGUAUACCAUGGACAUGUAUGUAGAGGCCCAGGUUGAAACACAGCUGAAAUACAAAAGAGAGAUUGAAAAUCUACGACAUAAAAUCAGUGAUUUCACACUGACAAGAUCAAGUCAAGUGCAAGGUUCAUUAAAAAGCCCUGAGACAUUGCGGAUUGUUCUACUGGGGAAGACCGGAGUUGGGAAGAGUGCAACAGGAAACACCAUCUUGGGGAAAGCGGACAUAUUUAAGGAAGAUGUCGGUGGAUCAGUUACUGCUGUGUGUCAGAAAGAGUCAGCUGACAUAAAUGGGAGGCAGAUCACUGUGAUUGACACUCCAGGGCUGUUUGCUACCAAUGUUCCUAAUGUGGAGGUCAAUAAAGAGAUCACUAAGUGCAUCUCCAUGGCAGCUCCAGGUCCACAUGUGUUCUUGCUGGUGCUGAGCAUUGUGCAGCACUUCAGAGAAGAAAUGCAAGACACAGUGAAUAUGAUCAAGGAUACAUUUGGUGAGAAAUACAAAAUGUACACUAUAGUGGUCUUCAGUAAAGGAGAUUUUUUAAAGGGAAACACAAUUGAACAGUACAUAGAGAAGUGUGGUCCAACCAUGAAGAGAUUUCUGCUUGACUGUGGUAACAGAUAUCAUGUGCUCAACAACAGCAAUAAAAGCAGCUCCACCCAGGUGAUUGAUCUACUGGAGAAGAUCGACUCCAUGGUGGCAGUGAAUAGAGGGAGCUGCUACACUAAUGACAUGUUCCAGCAAGUAGAGAAAGAGAUACGAACAUACGAACUGCAGUUAAAAAACAAGAUGACUGAAAGGAAAAGGUUACAAGAAGAAGACAUAAACAGAAGAAGAGAGGAAGAUGAGAAGAAGAUGCAAGAGUGCAUGGCUGAGAUUCACAGAGAAAGAGAAGAAAACAGACAACGGUGGGAGAAACAAAAAGAGGAACAUCAAAGACAGAGAGAUCAGGAGGAGGAGGAAAGAAGAAAGAAAGAAGAAGAAUGGAAGAAAAAACAAAAAGAGGAACUAGAGAAUUUUCUUAAAGAAAGAGAAAACAUUGAGAACAAAGUAAGAGAAGAACUAGUGAAGUUACAACUGGAGUAUAUACAGAAGGCAGCAGAGGAGGAGAAAAGACAAAAUGAGCUGGAAGAGAAAAUCCAGCAUGCGGAGGAAAGUGAAAAGAAGGAGCUACAACAGCUGCAGUUAACUCAGCAGAUAGAGUGGAUAAAGAGGAUUGAGGAGGAGGAGAAGAGAAGAGAAAAACAACUGAAACAUUGGGAGGAAGCGAUUGCAUCAAUGGACGAAGCCUGGUAUUUACACCAGGCUAGAAAGCAAAAGCAUUAUCAAUGGGAAAAGCAAAAAGAAAAGGAGGAAAGAGAUUUAAAAGAAAAGAAAAGAAAAGAGAAAGAAGAACAAGAGAGGAAAAGAAUAGAAAAUGAGGCAACUGAAAAAAUAAGACAGAUGAAGGAACAACUAGAGGCACAAAGAGAGAAAGGAAGAAAAGAAAAUGAUGAGCAACUCAGAAAGGAAAAAGAAGAACAAUUCCUGAUGCAGAUGGAGACGUUUAGAAAAGAGAGAGAAGAGGUAGAGACAAAAUGGAAUGAAAUUGAAAGUAGAAACCUUGAAUUAAUUAUAGAAAUUCACGCCAAAGAGAUUGAGUAUCUUAAAACACAGACUGAACAAAUGGCAAGAAGACAGGCAGAGGAGAAGUUUCAUGCCAAACUUGAUGAAAAGGUAAAAGAAGCGAGAGACAAAGGAUUUGCAGACAGCUGUGCAGAGAUAGAGGCCGAAAGAGGUUUGCAUCAAUUUGUUAAUUUUGUUUGUAGAACAAAUAAAGAUAAAGUAGUGAAAAAUGAAUGAAAAUCUGAUAUGAAAGGAUGUUCUGAAAAGUGAAAGGAGUAAGGAGGCUUUCUACAUCUCAUUCAGGAGCUAAAACUUUGAAUUAUGAUCUCUUUCAUCCGUAACUCUUAUCUCCAUAACUGAUUUUAGAGAGCAGCUCACACAAGGCACAAAGCUAAUGAGGUGAAUGUCUCCAUGUGCAAAUAUGUGAUGCUGCUCACAGAUACACAGGGGUACUUUAAAGAGCUUCAUCACUUCACUAAACUUUCAGCGCUUCCACAAAGAUUGAAUGUUUGUAGCCCAGUUAAUGUGACUCUGUAGACGUUAGGUGAUGUUAUUGUACUUUAGAAAUUCUACCCAUUUGAGCUGCUUGUUGGAGAUUCUAAUGCUUUUGAUGUUUGAGAAAAGCUGUUUUUUGUUACAUUGUCCAUUCGUCUCUUUGGUUGUCAUCAGAGAUGACCGUGAUAGGCCCUCUUCACAGUUUCUGCGUUUUUCUGCUGGAAGUUGCUCACUGCUGAAUUAAGCCAUUUCCACCAAAGAACAAUUGUAACAGUAAAGACUGAGUCCAAUAAUAAGAGCUUUUGCAGGAUCCCCUAGUGUUCAGACUAGAAGCAAAAACAAGUUCAUUUUCGAUUGUUUCUGAGCUGACGAUGAGCAGAGGAAAAAUAGCUUUGUGCAAUUAGGAGGGGAAGGACCUUUGUGUCAGUAUUUCACAGCUGCUGACGAAUGUUACACUAAAGGCAGUUCAUGCUUUAAAGUUUGUGCUGUUCUCAGCCACUGAGUGCAGUUUCUAUGUUCCCCCUCAAAAGCUGUUGGCAAAUUCACUAGAGCCAGUGGUGUUAAACAUGUACAGUGGUGUUACAGACCAUGACUACGAGGCCUGUCCCCUUCUAGCAUGCAUGCAUGUGUUUACCUUUUUGCCUAUUACUUUAUUGGUAGCAAAUGGUUUCAACAUCUUCAGCUAACAUGGCUAAUCCAGCAUUUGAUUAUUGUUUAUUUUCACCAUUGUUUACUCACUCUGUAGACGAUAGUUGAUGUUAUCGUACAUAAAUAGAUGUGAGGGAAUUCUGUUUAUAUCCUUUAUUCAGCUUCGACUCCCACACACAUUGUGUUUGGUGUUCUCUGCCAAUUCCAAACACAUCCUUCAAAAUCAGUCCUGGCAAUUAUGACAUAGAUGAAGUGACAUACUUUUCCAUGGUGAGCUAAAGUGAUACGAACAGCAGUAUUUCUGAGGGUAAUAAUUGACUGGAUGGCAAUAGCAGAUUUUACUUUAGCCACUGUUUACAUUUCUGUUUCUUGUGAGAAGGACCUAUUGGUCAAAACGAUGAUGUCGGCGGUGAAAGUUGAACAGAGGGCCAAGAAUAUCAUGUUUAAUUUUUGCCAUCUGAAAAAUCACAAGGUAUCAUCAAACACAUGGUCUUAUUAAUUUUCAAUUGUCCAAAUAAAUCAUGCUCAGUUUGUAAAAAACUUAACCACUCUUAAAUGGUAUGUAUUACUUUUAAAAAUCAUAGAUGAGCAUUUCAUGUCUUGCUUUCUGUUCCAGGACAUCACUAAAUAUAUAAAACUACUUAAUCACUACUGAGAUCACUACAUUAAUAGUGGACAGACUAUUGUACUUUUUUUCCAUUAUGAAAUAAUUAUGUCUUAUUUAUGGGAAUGUGUUUUUAUGUGUUAAUUAUGUGUCAGUUCUGUGCACUGCUUUACUUCAAUGUUUUACUUGGGCUGAGCAAUAUGACAAUGACUAUCAUACAGCAGACGAAAACAGUGAUAUUUGAGAUGUGAAAUGAAGUUUAUAGGAUUUACAGAAAGUAUGCAAUAAAUAUUUAAACAAAAUUAGGCAGGUGCAUAAGUUUGGGCACCCUUGUCGUUUUAUUGAUUUGAAUACCUUUAACACUAAGUAUUGGAACACAAAAUUUGUUUUGUAAGCUCAGUGACCCUUGACCUACAUACACAGGUGAAUCCAAUUAUGAGAAAGGGUUAGGUGGCCAAUUGCAAGUGUUUCUCCUCUUUGCAUCUUCUCUGAAGAGUGGCAACAUGGGAGCCUCAAAACUCUCAAAUGACCUGAUAACAAAGAAUGUUCAACAUCAUGGUUUAGGGGAAGGAUACAAAAAGCUAUCUCAGAGAUUUCAACUGUCAGUUUCCACUGUGAGGAACGUAGUGAGGAAAUGGAGGACCACAGGCACAGUUCUAGUUAAGGCCUGAAGUGGCAGGCCAAGACAAAUCUGAGAUUGGCAGAGGCAAAGGAUGGUGAGAACAGCCAUAGUCAACCUACAGACCAGCUCCAAAGACCUACAACAUCAUCUUGCUGCAGAUGGUGUCACUGUGUAUCGUUCAACUAUUCAGCGCACUUUGCACAAAGAGAGGCUGUAUGGGAGAGUAAUGCAGAAGAAGCCUUUUCUGCGCACACGCCACAAACAGAAUUGCUUGAGGUACGCUAAAACACAUUUGGACAAGCCAGCUUCAUUUUGGAAUAAGGUGCUGUGGACUGAUGAAACUAAAAUUGAGUUAUUUGGACAUAACAAGGGUUGCAUAUGCAUGGUGGAAAAAGAACACAGCAUUCCAGAACAAACACUUGCUACUCACAGUAAAUUUGGUGGUGGUUCCAUCAUGCUCUGGGGCUAUGUGGCCAGUGCAGGUACUGGGAAUCUUGUUAAAGUUGAGGGUCGCAUGGAUUCCAGUCAAUAUCAGCAGAUUCUUGAGAACAAUGUUCAAGGAUCAGUGAAAAAGUUGAAGUUGCGCCGGGGCUGGAUACUUCAACAAGACAACGACCCUAAACACUGCUCAAAAUCUACUAAGGUAUUCAUGCAGAGGAAGAAGUACAAUGUUCUGGAAUGGCCAUCGCAGUCCCCAGAUCUGAAUAUUAUUGAAAAUCUGUGGCGUGAUUUAAAGCGGGUUGUCCAUGCUCGGCCAGCUUCAAACCCGACUGAACUGGAGAUGUUUUGUAAAGAAGAAUGGUCCAAAAUACCUUCAACCAGAAUCCAGACUCUCAUUGGAAGCUAUAGGAAGCGUUUAGAGGCUAUUAUUUCUGCAAAAGGAGGAUCUACUAAAUAUUGAAAUAAUUUUUCUGUUGGGGUGC